AUGGCCAAAAGAAGCAAAACCCAGCUCACCGCGGACAAGGCUCUUGCCGAGGACUUUGAUAGUGACGAAGAACAUUUCGAAGGUGCUAAGCGUGCUUCUGCCGAUGUUCUAGCCUCGCGGCCCAUUGCCAAGCUCAAACCUCGUGUCAAGCCUGCCAAUGGUUUUGCCGCAGCCUCCAAGCCUGCCGGAGCGUUUAGUUUCCUUACUCCUUCUACAGACUCUGAUAAACCUACCCAACCAGAAACAAAGGCCCCAGAAACCAAUGUUGUGAGCGACCAGCCCACCCAGCUGAAGUCCUUGAAUGCACUAUUCUUACAGUCGAUCAACAACUCGGUGGUGAAGAACCCGAUUGCCGAUUUGCGUCCGAUUUUGACCAAGUACCAAGAAUACUACGAUAAGGUGAUUAAUAACAAGAUUGCAGUGAAAAACGCCGAGGUGCCCAAGGUGGACGUUAAAGUGGACGCUGUGAAGAACAGCGAGUUCAAGUUCGGCACCGAGGACACCAAGUCGGACGAGGAAGACGAGGAAGACAAGCCUGUGGAAAUUAAGGGCCCUGCUUUCACGCUGGAUGCCCUGCCAAAAUCCAAGGACUACGGGUUCAAGUUUGGUCGUGCUCCGCCACCAGACUCCGACUCGGACGACGACGUCAAGAUCGAGGGCCCAACAUUCCAGCUGUCCUCAGGAACUCAGAUAAAGGACGAUGUGUUCAAGUUCCCAAAGAAGGACGAACCAGCAGCAAAGCCAACAGAACAGCCAGCAGAGCAGCCAGCCGAGAAACCAGCAUUCACCUUUGGCCAGUCCAAGCCCGCAGAGGCCGCUGUCCCGGCUUUUUCGUUUGGCAAGCCAGCCGAAUCUGCGUUCGCCAAGCCAGCAUUCUCAUUCAACGCUCCGGCCAAAGAGGAGCCAAAGGCCUCUGAGCCCGAGCCCAGCUCCGAAACAGCAUCCGCUCCGACCCCAGCGUUCUCGUUUGGCUCGUCAUCUGCAUUUUCGUUCUCCAAGCCGUCAGAGACCAAGCCUGAGGCUAAGGACGAGUCGCAGCCGGCCAAGCCUGUGUUUUCGUUCUCGGCCCCAUCCAACGGGUUUAAUUUCGGAGCCAGUGCACCUAAGCCAGCGGAGGCCGCCAAUCCGUUUAGUUUCGGGUCCACCCCUGCUGCUGCUGCUGCUGCUCCUGCCACCUCGACGUUCAACUUCAACUUCUCUGCUCCCAAAACCGAGGAGUCCAAGCCCGCAGACACGGACAAGCCAGACGAGGAAGUCGAGCAGAACGACGACGUCAAGGGCGACUUUGCAGUCGUGAAGCUGUCGCAGAAAGUGGACACCAAAACGGGCGAAGAAAACGAGACGGUUGUUUACUCGAAGAAAUCGAAAAUCCUGCAGUUUGAUGCCGCCAACAAGGACGACCCCUACAAGUCGAUUGGGCUGGGCGAGCUGAAGGUGCUCAAGAACACAGAAACAGGAAAGGCGCGGAUUCUGGUGCGUUCGGAGGGAGGCAUGAACGUUAUUCUGAACGUGGCCAUUCUCAAGGACCUCAAGUACGAGCUUAUUGGGAAGGGCAAUUCGAUCAGACUCCCAACGUUCACCGCGGACGGCAAGCUCGAGACAUACAUUGCGCGCGUCAAGACCGCGGACGAUGGAAAAACGUUACUGGAAAAGGUGCAGAGCUGUCAAUGA
Molecule: messenger RNA, 1671 nt
Organism: Ogataea philodendri
Lineage: Eukaryota; Fungi; Ascomycota; Pichiomycetes; Pichiales; Pichiaceae
Exons: 1
Coding region: 1-1671 (556 amino acids)
Biological process (GO): intracellular transport
Cellular component (GO): nuclear pore; cytoplasm
Molecular function (GO): GTPase activator activity
Source: RefSeq, a predicted model, not a curated record